Messenger RNA from Pseudomyrmex gracilis, 2141 nucleotides. RefSeq names its product protein twist-like (gene Twi). Gene Ontology annotation, molecular function: RNA polymerase II transcription regulatory region sequence-specific DNA binding; protein dimerization activity; DNA-binding transcription factor activity, RNA polymerase II-specific. The transcript is spliced from 2 exons. The record is from RefSeq and is a predicted model, not a curated record. Gene Ontology annotation, biological process: regulation of transcription by RNA polymerase II; developmental process. NCBI's taxonomy places the organism in Eukaryota, Metazoa, Arthropoda, Insecta, Hymenoptera, Formicidae. The coding region runs from base 43 to 1377 and encodes 444 amino acids.
UGUGCCGUUCAACGGACUCGAGUUAAACCGGACGAGAAGAGUAUGAGAGGUGCCGCGGCAGCACCUCAUCAACCAACACCGGCUCCCACAUCGCAAUUGCAGCAUCAGUCUUCACAGUGCGUGCCAAUCGGCUACUAUGUCAUGCAAACGGGCAGUGACAGUUCCGGAACGCGUACGAACGACAGCAAUUGCGCGGCCAACUCGCCGGUGACGCAUUACACCAGCGAUCAGAAGAGCGACGAUUCGUUGCAACAUCAGCAGCAGGUUCGCGGAUCGCACACGACGGGAUAUUUCUUGCCGACGGCCAUAACCGGAGCUAGUUACGGACAUCAAUUUCAGCCGCGCCAGUACGAAGUUGCGUACAAAAACGCGGACGAGACGGCGGCUAUGGUCGCCGCCAUACACAAGUACUCAUAUCAACAUCCUCAUCCUCAUUACACGCAGGAAUGUAUCUCGGACACGACAAAGCUUGUCGAAAAGAAUUUUUGUUACAACGAACGGACAAACCCCCAGCUCCUCAACUGCCCGAAACCGCUUUUGUCUUACGACGGUUAUCCGAACGAUUCCGAGUUCGUGCACAACAAGAAGAACAUCACUAUCAACGGACAGCAGCCGAGUCUAUCGUGCGUGACUCAAUCGUCGCAAAAUCUGUACUCGCCGGGUGCUUGCAGCGUCGAAGACGUUGCCGGUCCCGACUCCAUGCAGUCGUCGUCGGUUCAGGCCCAGAGCUCGGUUGUGUCUUACGCUCAGGCGGAGACGAUCGAGUGCAAACCCGAGAUGAGCAAUUACAAGUCCGAUGACAAUCUGUUAAGAUCUUACUUCGCCGGCAAACUCGAUCUCGUAAAGCACUCGGAGGCGUCGUCGUCGUCGACGACGGUGAGUUACGGCGAGACGCCGAGCGAGAGGCACAACAAGCACAGAAAGAAGAAGAGAACCAACGAUUACGUCGAAUCUGACGGGAACGAAGCGACGACGACGAAGCACGUGAAGGUACGAAGGAAAAGUUGCACGAGCGAGGCGGACAUGGUCAGUCAGAGAGCGAUGGCGAAUGUGCGAGAAAGACAGCGAACUCAAAGUCUCAACGAAGCGUUCGCCGCUUUGAGAAAAAUCAUCCCUACCUUGCCAAGUGACAAAUUAUCGAAAAUACAGACUUUAAAACUAGCCACGAGAUACAUCGAUUUUCUGUUCCACGUAUUGAAGUCCAGUAUCGAAGGCGACAAUUUAAAUCUCGAUUCAGAGAGAGGCCCCCGGAACGCGAUCUUAGCCGCGAGAGAAAUCGCGGCGUUACCUUGCAACUACAUGGCGCACGAAAAACUGUCGUACGCGUUUAGCGUGUGGCGAAUGGAAGGCGAAUGGACCGCAAAUCAGGAUUCCUAGCACUUAGAAUAAUAGAAUCGAAAGUUUUUUUGAAGGUAAGAGGAAAGAUCGCGCGAAAGAUCGAGAAAGAAACGCGAACAAACACGUAAGUUUGCUCGUAUAUUGAAAAAAAAAUGUGAUAAAUUUCUAACCGAGAGCAUCACAGAUUACAGGAUGCAAAGAAUGAAAAUGAUCAGGAUCUCAGCGCGAUUGUUACGCAAUUGUCUUUCGGCAAAACCAUAUACAGCAGAAACCUCAAGAGUUUGUUUAAUUUAAAUACGGAAAUGCACGUUAUUACUAUAUUGUAUUUACAAAGCAGAAAUUUAAAGGAUGAUUAGGGAAUAAUCGUACGUAUAAAGAGAUAUACGGGUGAUAACGAUCACUCAUCAGAGUGCGACGCCUAAGUUAUCCAAGAUUGAAAAGCGAAGAUUAUUCCCCAACACAACACGUGUGUAUGUUCAAUUACACACAUGCAGCAUUUUUUUUUUUCCCGGUUAACGCUCCGUCAAUAUUAUUUUUUUCUCUCAAACACAAUCAUCAGAUUUAUUUUUUCACGGCUGUGAAUUUUAAGGCUUAAAUAGAACGCCGAAGUGCGAAUUAUUGUGCGUAGCAUUGCGUGAAUGCUCUUGACAAUUAGUACUUAGAUAUGUUGCGAGUAACUUGUCUUAUACGAGUAUUGCUCACAAACAUUCGAUUUAUUAAACAAUUUAUUAUAACAUAAAAACAAAUUCCACAUACAGCUAGAAUUGUACGCCAAAGAAAAUUUUAUACUAUCAGUAGAUAUA